UCGGACAAGUCUGAAGGGAGGGAGACACAGAGGCUGGCAAGAUGGCGGCGGCAGCGUCGCUGGGCGGGAGAAGCGGUGGUGGCGGAGGCUCUAGUGGAGCUGGCGGUGGCCCUAGUGGCGGGACAGGCAGCAGCCGCAGUGGUUUGUUGGAUAAGUGGAAGAUUGAUGAUAAGCCUGUAAAAAUUGACAAAUGGGAUGGAUCUGCUGUGAAAAACUCUUUGGAUGAUUCUGCCAAAAAGGUACUUCUGGAAAAGUACAAAUAUGUGGAAAAUUUUGGUCUAAUCGACGGUCGCCUCACCAUCUGUACCAUCUCCUGUUUCUUUGCCAUAGUGGCUUUAAUUUGGGAUUAUAUGCACCCCUUUCCAGAGUCUAAGCCAGUUCUAGCUUUGUGUGUCAUAUCCUAUUUUGUGAUGAUGGGGAUUCUGACCAUUUAUACCUCAUAUAAGGAGAAGAGCAUCUUUCUUGUGGCUCACAGGAAAGAUCCUACAGGGAUGGAUCCCGAUGAUAUUUGGCAGCUGUCCUCCAGUCUCAAAAGGUUUGAUGACAAAUACACCCUGAAGCUGACUUUCAUCAGUGGGAGAACAAAGCAGCAGCGGGAAGCCGAGUUCACCAAGUCCAUUGCUAAAUUUUUUGACCAUAGUGGGACACUGGUCAUGGAUGCAUAUGAACCUGAGAUAUCCAGGCUCCACGACAGUCUUGCUACAGAGAGAAAAACAAAGUAGCUAAUUCUAAAAGCAGCCUUCUUUGUGCUGGAUCUUGCUGAAUUACUGGGUGGGUAGGGUGAAGAAACAGAGUUUAAAAUGGGUAAAGAAAGAAUUGUUAAAAAUGUCCUUGUUUUGUCUUGACAUUUUAGUCGACUCUGGAUAAAUAGGAUUUUCCAGCACAGAUAUGAGAAGUUGUAGUUCUGAUGUCUAGCUGUAGCUUCCCUAGUCUGCUGAUUGUGUUGUUUUGAUUUGCUUUUCUAGAAAGGCAUUUUUGGUGGAAGCUAUCUAGAAUUUUUCUUUCACACCUAGUACUACUUUACAUAGUAUAGCUUUGUGCCAUGCAACAUUUGAAGACUCAAUUUUUUAAAAUUGUUAACCAGUUGCUAACUUUGUGUUAAUUCCUGUUUCAACAACUGUUUCCCUAAAGAAUUCAGGGUACAACUUGUGUAUGACAGCUUUCUGUUAACACCAUUUCUGUGGGUGUGUAUAUGUCUGACUUGGGGAAAAUUUUUUUAAAAAGCUUUUCAAUUUGUUUAAAACAGAUUUGCCUGUCACAUUUUGUGCAUUUAAUCAAUUAAAGAAACCAGUGGCAUUUUUAAUUUUA
Messenger RNA from Chinchilla lanigera (long-tailed chinchilla), 1308 nucleotides. RefSeq names its product signal peptidase complex subunit 2 (gene Spcs2). The record is from RefSeq and is a predicted model, not a curated record. The transcript has 5 exons. Lineage: Eukaryota; Metazoa; Chordata; Mammalia; Rodentia; Chinchillidae. Bases 42 to 722 code for a protein of 226 amino acids. Gene Ontology annotation, cellular component: signal peptidase complex; membrane. Gene Ontology annotation, biological process: protein targeting to ER.